Messenger RNA from Chara braunii, 1317 nucleotides. The record is from the annotation of a GenBank genome assembly. Lineage: Eukaryota; Viridiplantae; Streptophyta; Charophyceae; Charales; Characeae.
GCAAAAGUCGCUGAAAUAAAGACCUGAGUUCAAACUCCACAAGAAGCGGCGGACGAGUGAAGUCAAGAUGAAUAUGAAUAUGAAUACGGUCGGAGUAAAAGUCGCUGGCUUGCGAUCCGAGUGUCGCGCCUUCUUCCCGUUGGCCGCACCCUGGUUGCAGCCAUGUCCUGCGCGACGCGCGACGAGUCAUUCGUCGAACUGUCGCACAGACGCAGCGGCGGCGCACGUGUGCGGCGGCGGAACUCCUCGUUCAACUAAUCGCAAUCGUCCGCCCCACUGCACUCCUCGUUCAACUCAUCGCAAUCGUCCGCCCCACUGCAAUCCCGAUUGCAAUUCAAGUGUCUGUACCUGGUCCUGUUCCAGGCUACAUUCGACAGGCGGUAACAGUGCAUUGGUGGCGCGUCCAUUGCGCGACAGUGGUUUGGUGGCGGCGGCGGUAGGAGCAGGAGGAGGGCGCGCGAGAAAGGAGAGCGAUCGGAGCUGUUGGUCGGAGAGGUGCCACGUGGCAGCAGCAGCGCAGUGCGGCGCAGGGGCUGCGCCUUUUUUGUUGGAGUCGCGUAAUAAUUCGUCGGAUCUCUCCGCACGUGAUUGGCGGCCUGGCGCGGGGGCUGGUGUUGGCCGCCGAGCUGGAGUUAGAGGGGUAUCUGUACAGGUGUUGGCAUUGGGUUUAGGGUUGUCUGGUGAGGGGCUCGAUCUGUCGUCGGCAUCAUCGGUGGCGGAUCGUCGAGGGGUGGGGGCGGGGGAUCAUCGUUGGGUAGAUUGGGACCACCAUUCGUUCAAGCUGGCAUCGAUAACCGGCGCUCUGCAGCUGCCAGCGUGGCUAGCGCGGGUUGGGGUCUCAGCGCUGUUCAAUUGUGCGCUCGCGCGGCGGAAGCCCGGGGGGGGGGAGGGGGAGGGGGAGUCGGGCGCGGCGGUUUCGCUGAGCACCAGCCGCGUCAUCGCACCCUCCUCGUCUGACGGCUUCGCCUACGUGCGCUUGCCAGGUGGACCGAGAGCGGUUGGGGGAUCGAUCCCAGGGACUGCAAGAAGGAGAUCACCGGCGGCGGCGAUGGCGGGAGCUGCUGGACAAGGUGCGGAGAAGAAGGCACUUGUGCCCAUUGGAAAUGGAACAGAGGAAAUGGAGGCUGUAAUCCUUAUCGAUAUUCUUCGAAGAGCAGGGGCUGAUGUCACAGUGGGAUCUGUGGAGACUACAAAACAGGUGCUUGCUUCGCGGAGUGUGAAACUGGUAGCGGAUGUGCUGAUUGAAGAUUGUGCAAGGCAGAAGUUUGAUGUAAUUGUCUUGCCGGUGAGUGCAUGAUCGCUCAAGCAUAUGAUGAC